UAUUAGACUGACUUUCACUUAGAAAGAAAUAUAAUUUUUCAUGACGUUGACGCAUUAUAAUUUUUGCGCUAUAUUUUCUGAGAAAUGUGUAAAUAAACCACUAACCUAAAAUGAUGUAGCUGAAAAUUGAGUUUUGUGGAGCUGUCCUGUUCGAUGUUUCAGAUAGCUGGACUGUGCCUUGCAGACAAAACUCCGGGUAAAUUAACCAUCGCUGUCAUUGGUUAUCGUCUUCCUGGCGGGGAACUGUGAAACUUAUUGUGUAUUUUUAGCCAAAUAUCGGCGAUGUUUACUAAGAUGAUUACAGUAAAUAGUUCUUUUUUUUAAUCUGACACCCAAACCGAACAUGAAUGUUGAACGCGCAGACAAGCGGCAGUUAAAAUGAUCUAAAGGUUGUUCGGUUUAUCUUUUAAGAAACCAGCGCGAAGCUAAAGUUGUCAUUUCCUCCCUGCUGCAGGUCUGCCGCUAGCUAAACAAAGAUGAGCUCCUCUCGGGAAAUUAAACAGCUGCAGAAAGCAAAAAGCAAAGCUCAGGCUAACAGAAACUUGAAGGAAGAGGCUAACAUCUGCAACCAGCUCGGAGAAUUGCUGUCCAGGACUGGUGACUAUGAGGGCGCCAUUAGGGAACACCAGCAGGAGCUGGCGCUCUCUGAAGCGCUGAAUGACGUGAUUGGACGGGCUGUAGCAAACCGCAAAAUAGGAGAGUGCUACGCUGAGACGGGAAAAAUCGAAGCCGCUUUGAAGCACCAGCGCUGUCACCUGGACCUGGCCCGCUCUGUCGGGGAUCAUGCAGAGGAGCAGAGAGCGCUGGCCACCAUUGGUCGAACCUUCCUGUUCCGGUAUGAAUCUGACCAAUCAAAAAGCAGCUUAAAGCAAGCAGAGGACGCUUUCAGGAAGAGCUUGGCUGUCGUGGACGAACGCCUAGGCGGGACGGUGCCUGAGCGAGAGAUCAGAGAGAUGAAGGCUCGUCUCUUCCUGAACUUGGGUCUGGUGUGUGAUCAUCUGGGGGAGCCCAAACGCUGCAGCGAGUUCAUCCGGCGGAGCGUUUUCAUCGCAGAGAAGAGCCAGCUGCUGGAGGAUCUGUACCGGGCAAACUUCAACCUGGGCAACAUCUUCUUCCGCAACGGCGAGCCGUCCAGCGCCGUGCGCUGCCUGGAGCAGGCCAAGGACUGCGCCCGGAAAAUGAAGGACAAGUUCAGCGAGAGCGAGUGCUUCCACUGCAUCGGCAAGGUUCAGCUUUAUCUGGGCGACUUUGUGGCAGCCCGACGAUCUCUGAAGAAAGCCCUGCUUCUCGGCUCGCAGCAGCCGGCGGACAAAAUGGCCGUGAAGAAAGCUUUCAAAUACGCUGAUAAGGGGUGUAAGCUGGAGGAGGAGCUGUCGGAGGAUCAGGGCAGCAGACCCAGCUCUCGCCAGGUUGUGGAGCUGACCGAGCAGCUGGGGGAUCUGUGCUGCAAAGUGGGCUGCUACAGCAAAGCUCUGGACGCCUACCGGGCUCAGCUGACGGCUGCUGAGGCUUUGGGGAAGUCGGAUCUGGAGCUGGCCGUCAUCCACGUCUCCCUGGCUGCGACCCACACCGACCUUAGGCAGCACCGCCAGGCCGUGGAGCACUACAGGAAGGAGCUGGCGCUGCGCCACGGCAGCGCCUCCGAGGAGUGCAGCACAUGGCUGAACUUAUUUCCGUUCCUUCAGGGUGAGACUCCGAUGGACACGCUGCGUCACUGGCAGAGGACGUACAGGAAGGAGCUGGACGAGGAGGCCAGGCAGGAGUGUCUCUGCACGGAGAAGCUGCUGAGGAAGGCGGCCGCAGGAGGAGUUCCUGCUGCUCCGGCUGCAGCCAAGCCGUUUGAUGCCCUGCAGGACAGCCAGCUGUUUGAUGCAGAGAACUCAGAGCCCCUCCUGGCCACCAGAGGGCGCUCUUUGUCAAACCAGGACAGAUCCAGCCCCAGGCAGCGGCCGAGCAGCGGCACAUCGAAGCAACACAGAGCCAGAGGCACCGAGGGCUCUGUUAUAUACGGGACGUCCAGCAGCAGCUCAGACAGCAGCGACUCCGACAGCCCGGUCAGUCCUCUCCGCCCCGUCCGUCCCAGACACGCCGUCCCAGCCGCUCCGAGUCAGAAGGAGAAUCCCUCAGCCCAGGAGCCGCUCAGGACCGAAAGCACCAGGGAGGCCCCUGCGCCGUGCGUUUUCCAACGAGACGAGUACCACAGCGCCAUCCGCAGCUUGGGCAGCGCCAAAACUCUUCGUCAGGCUCUUUCACAGCCGCAGUUCUCCAGCACGCCGACCGUUUCAUCCGCUCUGGUUCCGGAGGACGAGUAUCUGGCAGACGACUGGUUGGAAGACGAUCUGGGUGAGAUGCAGCCGAAGAAGAAGAGACGGCUUCGAAUCGAUUUUAACGAACCAAGACGGGAGGAAGCGGCUUCGUCAUUGGCUAGAAGUCAGAAUCAUCUGAGCGCAGAGUCGUCCUGCAGAGGCGCUGUGUCAAUCUCGUCCAGCAGAGGGCUCUCUCAGAGGAAGAACGGCUCGCUGAAGCCUCACCAGGUCAAGGUGACUCAGAUGCCAGGGAUGGUGAGGCUGGGCACACGAGAGGUCAGCAGGUCAAACAGCCCCUCCGUUCCAGACGACGAAGACAUGAGGCCUGAAGCUCCUCCUUUGGUGCACUUUCAGCCUCUGGCUCCUGCUGCUCCCAUACCAGCAUCACUGCCUCCACCAAUCAGAAUGAGGGUCAAAGUGCAAGAAGAUGUCUUCCUCAUCCCAGUUCCACAGAGCGAGGCGGACUCCUGCACCGUGUCGUGGCUUUGUGAGCAGGCAGCUCAGCGCUACUACCAGAAAUGUGGCCUCCUGCCGCGCCUCUCGCUGCAGAAGGAAGGAGCGCUGCUCUCACCACAGGACCUGCUGCUGGCUGUGCUGCACACCAACGAGGAGGUUUUGGCUGAAGUUUGCUCCUGGGAUCUCCCUCCUCUUCCUGAUCGCUAUAGGAAGGCUUGUCAGAGUCUGGCAGUGGACGAGGACAGACGCGUCUCCCGGCUGUGCGAGGUCCAGGACGGCGGCCAGUCCGUGUCGCUGUGCGGCCUCAGUUUGGCCCCCGCCUCCCUCAACCCUCUGCUGCGUGCCCUCAAGCUCCAGGCCAGCCUCACCGAGCUCCGCCUCUCUGGGAACCGUCUCCAUGACGACCUCCUUCCAGAACUGGUUGCCACGACUACCACCAUGCCCCGCCUCCGGCUGCUGGACGUUUCGGCCAAUGGCAUAACGGGGGAGGGGCUGGAGAAGGCUGUGGAGGCGCUGAAGGGACAGAGUCAUCCUGCAUAUGCUUACCUGGAGGAGCUCGAUCUGAGCCUUAACCCGCUCGGAGAUGGUGUGGUCGAGUCUCUGUCCUGCCUGUUGUCCAGCUGUCCUCUGCUGUCCAGGUUGUCUCUGCAGGCCUGCCGGCUCACGGCCCGCUUCCUUCAGCAGCACCGCCUGCUGCUGGCCGCCGCGCUGACAGGACUGAGCCACCUGAAAUCAGUGUCCCUGUCCCACAAUGCACUGGGCUCCACUGGCUUUGAGCUGGUGCUGAAGACUCUGCCCCUGCAGACGCUCACUCAUCUGGACCUGGCCGCCGUCCACAGGGGUCCAGCUGAUCACCUGGCGCUGCAACACCUGGCCAAACUCCUGUCCCAGGGCGAGUGUCCUUUGACCCAUCUGAGUCUGGCAGGAAAUGGACUGAUGGACAGCAGCGUCACCAUCUUGGCCAGGUGUCUGCCUUCAUGUCCGACCCUGACGAGUCUUGACCUGUCAGGAAACCCGUCCGUUUCCUGGUCAGGCCUCCACAGCAUCCUGACAUCCGUCAGAGAGGCUUCUCGACCUCUGACCUUUCUCAACCUGCAAGGUUGUCAGGUUUCCGGUCCUUGGAGCAGCGAAGAGCUGGACGGUUUGUCCGAACUGGUGCAGGAUCUCCGUCUUUGCUCCCAGGGAUUAAACAAGCUGGACAGAGACGCGUUGAGGCACAGCUGGGGACUCCAAGAUGGACGCUGUGUGAACCGAAACGCCCGGUUCCUGCUUUCCGCAGCAGCAGCGUCAUCAUAAGGAGGCCUGUUUCACUUAUAAUGGACGAUCUUUAAAGCCAGCUGUGGUGUUGACUGUAAAUACUUGUGUUAAGAAGUAUUGUUUUGUUAGUUCCAUAUACACUAAAUAAUGUUAACUUAAAUUAAAAUGCAAUAAAAAUUCCUUUAUUUCCAA
Poecilia latipinna (sailfin molly) is the source of this 4211-nucleotide messenger RNA. It is a transcript of the gene tonsl, whose product is annotated as tonsoku-like, DNA repair protein. Gene Ontology annotation, molecular function: protein binding. Bases 477 to 4058 code for a protein of 1193 amino acids. Gene Ontology annotation, biological process: replication fork processing; double-strand break repair via homologous recombination. The record is from RefSeq and is a predicted model, not a curated record. Gene Ontology annotation, cellular component: nuclear replication fork. The transcript is spliced from 23 exons. Lineage: Eukaryota; Metazoa; Chordata; Actinopteri; Cyprinodontiformes; Poeciliidae.